This is a messenger RNA of Gossypium raimondii (Peruvian cotton), 1267 nucleotides long. RefSeq lists its product as uncharacterized. The record is from RefSeq and is a predicted model, not a curated record. Bases 343 to 942 code for a protein of 199 amino acids. The transcript has 5 exons. Lineage: Eukaryota; Viridiplantae; Streptophyta; Magnoliopsida; Malvales; Malvaceae.
UACAGAAAAAAAGCCCAAAUAAAUUUGCUGGCCGUGCCAUUGUUUCAUACAAAAUCAUACUGACCGUACAGUUCCCAGAACCCAAAUAUCCUUUAAAAAAAAAAAAAAAAAGCUUUUGGGGUUAUGGUUUACUUUGGCUGUGCAGUGUCCUCCAAAGAACUUCCCCUGUCAUUUUAAUUUUGGAUAAUUUACUAUUUUUUGUUUCGCUUUCUUUUUGGUCUCAAUUUUAAGUCAUUAAAAUGGGAAAGAGAAGGGCAAGCUCCCAACAUCUUAAUCAUCAGAAUCUCCACCUUCCUUCUUCUUCGGUUUUAGGUACAUGAAAAAUGUUCGAAAUUUGCAGGCAUGCCAUGCUCAUCGGGAACAGAGUUAUUAUCCAACGAGCCUUCAUUCAAUUUGGAUGCUGGCAUGGAUGUUAGAGAUGGUUCAAUGAAGCUACUAAAUCCCAACUCUUCAGUUGGUCAACGCCAUUACAAUUUCGGGCGUUCGAUAUUUUCAAAACGAUCACGCCGUUACUAUGACCAGCAUUACCAAUUCCAAAACUUUGGCAACCAUUCUAAUCCAUCAACUUCUCGUGCCAAGAUUAGUCCUUUACAUGAUGAGAGGUUGUCGUUCAAGUUCACUGAUUCCAGCCAAGAGCCUGGACGCCAAUCAGAUGGUAGACAAAAAGCGUUCGGCAGACCCGAAAGGAUUAGGUCCAGUUUGUUGGUGACGGAUCCGGUAUCACCUGACAAGGUGAAGAUGAUUUGUGGCCUAUGCCAAAAGCAUCUGAGACGGAAACCGUGUUUUCUCGGAAAUACCCUGGCUUCUACUGAAUUCUCUGUCGUGGCAGUUCUAGUUUGCGGGCAUGCAUAUCAUGCAGAUUGUUUGGAAGGGAGAACGAGUUUCGAGAACAGGCGUGACCCACCAUGUCCUUUAUGUUCAGGUUCCCCAUCACAAGUUUGAUGGUUCGAACAAGAAAGAAGUGAUUAUGCAUAUAGAUGUCCACAUAAAAUUUAUCAUACUAAAUUUCUGAAAGUAUUAUAGGAAAUGAAUGUAGGCUGUUUGUUAUGAUGAAAGGUGAAGGUUUACACAUUAGGAUCUUAACCAGGUAUUUUGUAUUUUGCUAAGAUUAGAGCUAGUUUAGUACACUGAAGGCUUUUCUUCUUGUACCUUAAAACCUAUUACAGUGAAGGUUUACAAAUUAGGAUCUUAACCAGGUAUUUUGUAUUUUGUAUUUUGAACAACAAGACAUCAGUAAUGGCAUGCAAACGAAGCAAGUUAUUAGAAA